CUCAACGAGACGCUGAGACAGAGAGACACGUGCAGACACGCGGAGUUCACGCAGAGACACGGCGGGAGGGACACACAGAGACUGAACGAGACGCUGAGACAGAGAGACACGCGCAGACACGCGGAGUUCACGCAGAGACACGGCGGGAGGGACACACAGAGACUGAACGAGACGCUGAGACAGAGAGACACGCGCAGACACGGGGAGUUCACGCAGAGACACGGCGGGAGGGACACACAGAGACUCAACGAGACGCUGAGACAGAGAGACACGUGCAGACACGCGGAGUUCACGCAGAGACACGGCGGGAGAGACACACAGAGACUCAACGAGACGCUGAGACAGAGAGACACGUGCAAACACGCGGAGACACGCCGAGACACGCGGAGACACGAUGCCGGGUGUCCCAGGAAGAGUCGGAGACCGCCAGCACCCUGCGCUAAAGCUUCCCUCCGUCAGCAGCCCUCCCUCGGUCACCCCCUCGUCCACGCUCGCCUACUCCAUCCUGGACUCGCCUCCAUGGCCUCUCUGCGUGCUCCUUGGCCUACAGCAUUGCGUGACGGCCAUGGGGGGCCUCGUGGCCAUCCCGCUGCUGCUGUCGCGGUUCCUCUGCGUCCCGCCCGGGCAGCCGGGCGACGAGGUGCGCAGCCACCUCGUCAGCCCCAUCCUCUUCGUGUCCGGGAUGUGCACUCUGCGGCAGGCCACCGGCGGGAUCAGGCUGCCCAUCGUGCAGGGUGGCACCUUCACGUUCCUGGUGCCCAGCGUCGCGCUGCUCUCCCUGCCCGAGUGGCGCUGCGAGGAGGCGGGGGCCGAGGGGGGGGCGGCCCCCCCACCGGGUGGAGGGGGGUGGCCCCCCCCGGGACUCAACCACACGGCGGCGUCCGCCACCGCCAUCUCCUGGCAGGCUCGAAUCUGCGAGCUGCAGGGCGCCAUCAUGGUGGCCUCGUGCUUCCAAAUGCUGCUGGGCUGCUCGGGCGCGAUGGGCUGGCUGCUGCGCCUGGUGGGGCCGCUCUCCAUCGCGCCCACCGUGGCGCUCAUCGGCCUCUCGCUCGUGCGCUCGGCCGCUACCAGCGCCGGCCACCACUGGGGCGUGGCCUGCAUGACGAUCGCUCUCAUCGUGCUGUUCUCCCAGUACCUGCGCGACCUCCACGUGCCGCUGCUGCCCGCGUGGCGGGGCGGACCGCGCCUCAAGCCCUUGCCGAUCUUCAAGCUCUUCCCGGUGCUGUUGGGGAUGGGGCUGGCCUGGCUCGUGUGCCACCUGCUCACCGUGUGUGGGGGCCUGCCACACCAACCCGACGCCUACGGCUACCUGGCCCGCACCGACCUCAAGGCCGAGGCGAUGGGCAGCGCUCCCUGGAUUUACCUGCCCUACCCAGGCCAGUGGGGCGUCCCGAGCGUGAGCGCUGCGGGCGCGGUGGGGAUGCUGGCCGGCGUGGUGUCGUCCGUGGUGGAGUCGGUGGGCGACUACCACGCUUGCGCCCGCCUCUCAGGGGCGCCGCCGCCCCCACGCCACGCCGUCAACCGCGGAAUCGCCCUCGAGGGCCUCGGCUGCCUCCUCGCUGGCGCCUGGGGCACCGGCAACGGCACCACCUCCUACAGCGAGAACGUCGCCGCCAUCGGCAUCACCAAGGUGGGAAGCCGCUCGGUGGUGCUCUCUGCGGGGCUCUGGCUGCUGCUGCUCGGCGUGUUUGGCAAGGCCGGCGCGCUGCUCGCCUGCAUCCCCGAGCCCGUCAUCGGCGGCAUGCUCAUCGUCAUGUUCGGCGUCAUCACCGCCGUCGGGAUCUCCAGCCUCCAGUUUGCCGACAUGAACUCCCCCCGCAACAUCUUCAUCGCCGGCUUCUCUCUCUUCGUUGGGCUCGCCGUGCCCGCCUGGCUCGAGCAGAACCCCGAGUCCAUCGCCACCGGUGUGCCAGGGCUGGACCAGGUGAUACAGGUGUUGCUCACCACCAGCACCUUCGUGGGUGGAGCCCUGGGCUUCAUCCUGGACAACACGGUGCCCGGCUCGUCGGAGGAGCGCGGUCUGGAGGCGUGGAGACGAGCACACGGAGAGACCGACGGCUCGGACUCCUCCUCCUACUCCCCCGAACUCCAGAACUGCUACGACCUCCCCCUGGAUCUGUCCAGGCUGCCCCGCCUGGCUGCGCUUUGUCGCGUGCUGCCCUGCUGCCCCAGCCCUGCCCUCCCGCCGCCACUACCCCCGGUGGACAAGGAUAUUCCGUGUGACGUGUGAUUGUGUCACUUAGACACACACCACCCCCCCCAAGUCCUCGAGCCGUCUCUCGAUACCCUGAGAGGGAUUGGGUGAGGGACACAUUUGUUGGGGAGCAAGUGGCAAGCGAAGAAAAAUUAAAGUGCCGCCCGUUUGGUUGUAGCGAGGACCUCUCUCUAAGGGUGUGAGAGAGGGAGGGUCCCGAGUUGGCAGAUGUCUUCCGCUGUUUUUUGUGUUUACCGCUACACUACCACUCCCCCCACUCUCUCGCCUACACAACCACUGACACACACACACACACUCAUUCACUUGUUCAUCCACCAAUUCACUCACCCACUAAUGAAUUUCCUCACCCCCCUGCCAACUCUUCUACCCACUAACUCACACACUAACUCACACAAAUGCACUUGCUCACCCACUGACUCAUUCACCCACCCAUAUACUCAUGCACAUGCUCAGUCACCCACUCACCCACCUGCCUACUCUUACACCCACAAAGACACAAACACCCACUCACUCACUCACUCGUUCUCAUUCACCCAUCCACUCACUUUUUUCGAACGGCUUUUCGUGUUUAGUUUGAUGUCCCUCCCCCGUACCUCCGGUCAGCACGCUUGGCUACGUAUGGUACGAAAGAAGUUCAAAGUACACACACACGUACGUACAUUCCCCAUGAAGUCGCACCCUCUCUGUGGCUCCCGGGAAGAGGCUAUGGCUCCGUGGGCUUUGUGGUUUAGGAUUAUUAUUUUUUUAAACA
Messenger RNA from Lethenteron reissneri (Far Eastern brook lamprey), 2966 nucleotides. RefSeq names its product solute carrier family 23 member 1-like. Gene Ontology annotation, molecular function: transmembrane transporter activity. The record is from RefSeq and is a predicted model, not a curated record. NCBI's taxonomy places the organism in Eukaryota, Metazoa, Chordata, Hyperoartia, Petromyzontiformes, Petromyzontidae. Gene Ontology annotation, biological process: transmembrane transport. Gene Ontology annotation, cellular component: membrane.